Molecule: messenger RNA, 523 nt
Organism: Periconia digitata
Lineage: Eukaryota; Fungi; Ascomycota; Dothideomycetes; Pleosporales; Periconiaceae
Source: the annotation of a GenBank genome assembly
UGCUAGUCUACAUAUGGAAGCCGGCCUUUCUCCAUUCGUCCAAACCGCUCCCAGUGCUGUGAACUGCAUGGAUUCGCGCAUGUACCCCUUGCGUUUCCCGUGCACAUCACCCUCAUCACAUCAAUCCAUCCAUCCCUCCAUCCCCAGGAGGAUGCGUGAGAAUGCUCAGAUUGCGGCAACGGAUCCUGCCCCUGAACGGUGCGAAUUCAUCCGCAAAUCCUCACCAGUCCUGCCGUCGAUCGGUCCGACCCUUUAUUGCUGCCCAAUGUCCCUUGCAGGGUCUCUCACCGAACAUGGUACCGUUGAAGAGAAGGGUCCUCCUGUUUCUCCAUCAAAUGGUGUAGAUCUGACUUGUGUCUCACGCUUCUUGAAGGGCGGGAUACUAGUCUUGAGACCAACAACCCCUCUUUUUGAGCUAAUAUUCUCUCGAUUCAUCAUCAUGUCUGCAUUGCUUUGCUAUUAUAUUCAACUUGACAAGUAUUAUUACUAUUAUGGUGGUCUAGCUACUUGUAUGCCCUGCUAG